AGCCUCCCAGCCAAUCCAACGCAGCAGAAGAACGCGGAAGACAGUUCCGGGUUUAGUGUAAAACUACUGUCUACCACCGUGAAAGCCGUUGGUUAAUUGUCAUUAUUUGACAAAUGGCCCUUUUACUGGAUAAUCAAUUCUCAGAGCUCCCGGCUGACAAUGCCGUGGACACAAAGUUGUUUCUGGAAUCCGUUUCUCAUCUUCCGCCGUUCUUUGACUGCCUGGGGUCUAAAGUGUUUUCCCCAAUCAAAUCAGACAUCUCUGGAAAUAUAACAAAAAUCAGGGGUGUUUACGAGAAAGAUCCGUCCAAGUAUGCUACCCUCCAGGACAUAGUGGAGGCAGAGAAGGAGGCACAUGGAGCAGAGUGGCCCAAGGUAGGAGCCACACUGGCCCUCAUGUGGCUGAAGAGGGGGUUGCGUUUCAUCCAGAUCCUGCUGCAGAGUUUGGCCGACGGAGACAGAGAUGAAAACAAUCCCAACCUGAUCAGGGUGAACAUCACCAAGGCCUACGAGCAAGCCCUCAAGAGGUACCAUGGCUGGAUCGUGCAGAAGGUCUUCCAGGCCGCGCUGCUCGCCGCGCCCUACAAGUCGGACUUCCUCAAGUCUCUGUCGAAAGGUCAGGUGGUCACGGAGGAAGAGUGUUUGGCCUGCCUGCGCCUGUUCCUGGUCAACUACACGGCCACGGUGGACGCCAUCUACGACAUGUACACGAGGCUGAACGCAGAGCUGGAUUACACCGUGUGAGUGCGAGGUGGUAACCCUCCUAUGGAACAGACCGGACUGGGGGGAACCCUUCUGCGGUUCCUGUUGGCUCUUCAGGUUAUCUGACUUUCUCAGGUGAUGGAACGUUCCAACAUUAUAAAACAGCCUUUUUUUUGUUGUGAACGUUUAGCUUAAUCUUUUGGUUGUCGUUUUCUCAGACAUGGAUUAAGCCCAGUUCUAAAAGUAAGAGAAAGAUUCGAUGAAGAUCUCCAUUGAUGACAUAAUGUUAGGAGGCUAAACUAGGACUAGGAUUAAUACAUGUCUUUGUAACUGGGCCUUAGUUACCAAGGUAUAACUAUGUUAUUUCUAACUAAAUAUUGUCAGUUUGGGCCCCUGUCGUGGUGAAUCUAUUGUUGUUACAUGUUGAGAUGUACAGUCCUUGCUCAGUAUGCCUUCUCAUUAUACGUUAAUCCGUAUUAUGUCAAGAAGUUCCGUAAACAUGGUGAACUUUUACCGUUUGUAUCUGGUCUAAAUCAUAUUAAUUGGCUGUUGAACUGAUGUAUUGAUUUGUGUCAAGCAGUGACACCAUCAUCGUUUCAGAGUGUGACAUUCCAGGAUAGACAGAGAUCCUCUGAGUGUUAUUUCAGACUCUCUCUGUGGGAGUUGAGAGUGUUCCUCAUAUUGAUUCCCUUCACCGAAGAUACACUCUCUGUAACUCUGCCCGGUUAUAUGAGCUACUGUUCUGGUGGCUGGUUACUGGAACUAUCGCACUACCCCCCCCUCCCCCCCCCCCCCCUCCUUCCCCCCCAUAUCACACCUCUUCCUGCCUUAACAGUCGACAACCUUUCUGGAGUGCCUUGUGUGAAAAUGCCUGUGUUGUUUCUGUGUGAGUUUUAAUGUUUGUGUCACCUUGCUUGUUAAAGGCAUGGCAUUUAUCUGUUAGUGUUUCAGCGUGACUCGCGUUUUCCUAAUAAUAACCACUAAAGCUGGAGAUAUGGAGGUAGGAUAAGCAGAGUCCAUAUGUUUAGUUUCCUCUGAUUUACUUUUAGUUUUGAUUUUAAGUUUUCAAGCCGAAUAGAAACUCUUUAUCCAGGAUUAGGUGGUUCUUAAUGAGGCAUGGUAGACCAUGGUAGAAUUGUUGAAAGUUUGUUGAUUCAAUUUUUAGAUUUAGUACUUUGGUUUAUUUGUAAACCCGGCAUUUUGUGAUGAGCAAACACUGAACAAAAUGAAUGUGAACAAUUUGUAACGAUGCGUGUAUGAGUAAUUUAUUAUAUUUUUACGAAUAAAAGAUGAUUCGUUCAAAUAUGCCUUUUCAUUUGU
Hypomesus transpacificus is the source of this 2021-nucleotide messenger RNA. RefSeq names its product glycolipid transfer protein-like. NCBI's taxonomy places the organism in Eukaryota, Metazoa, Chordata, Actinopteri, Osmeriformes, Osmeridae. Gene Ontology annotation, biological process: intermembrane lipid transfer; ceramide transport. The record is from RefSeq and is a predicted model, not a curated record. The transcript is spliced from 5 exons. Bases 114 to 743 code for a protein of 209 amino acids. Gene Ontology annotation, molecular function: ceramide 1-phosphate binding; ceramide 1-phosphate transfer activity. Gene Ontology annotation, cellular component: cytoplasm; cytosol; membrane.